Molecule: messenger RNA, 4522 nt
Organism: Ectocarpus siliculosus
Lineage: Eukaryota; Phaeophyceae; Ectocarpales; Ectocarpaceae
Source: the annotation of a GenBank genome assembly
AUGAUGUCCAGCCCCGGUCGGUCGUCACGCCUUCCGGGUCUCCCCGUAUCGGAGAUUUCGCUAUUCCGCCGCACAUCCCCAGCAGCGGCGCCUCUGCUCAUCACGCAUCGAUCACACCUGCUCUCUUCGCGCGCUCUCUCUCUCUCCCCACACCACGCAGCAGCAGAGCAGGCGCACAGGAUAGACCAUGACGACCUCGACGCCCCUGUUCGAAGAGGUUGCCUCUCGAGAUGUGCUGGGCUUCAGCUUCGGGGGGCGUUCCUAUGCAGACCAGCUCACGGACGCGAUCGCCAAGACGAAGGCGGGUCUCUCGGCCAAGCCGAGGGCGAGAAGAUCACGCGAGCCUUCGAGUACGGCCUCGAGCACAGGCUCCCGGUCGUGGUGCAGUGCCGAUCGGGCGGGGCACGGAUGCAGGAGGGAACCAUGUCGCUCAUGCAGAUGGCGAAGGUCUCGGUCGCGGUGGACGCUCUCCGGCGGGAAGGGGUACCCUUCGUGUCCGUUCUGUCGGACCCCACCUACGGAGGCGUUUCGGCGUCUUACGCCAUGCAGGCGGACGUCCGGGUUGCCGUCGGGUCGGCCCGCAUCGGUUUCGCGGGGCCCGCCGUGAUCCUCAACACCAUGUUCGAGAUGGACCAGAGCAAGUUCGACGUGGCGUGCCCCGAGAACUUCCAGUCCUCCGAGUACGUGAAGGCGCACGGACAGCUGGACCUGAUCGUCGAGCCAGGAGAAGGGCAAGACGCGCAGGAGGCCGUGGAGGAACGCCUGCAGAGCAUCGUGUCUCUCCUGUUCGGUUCCGGUAGUGAGGGGGGUAAGGGGGACCCCCCCGCCCCCGCGGUGCCCCCGACGAAGGAGGACAUGGAGGCGGCCCUCGACUACACGCUCGCGCGCAAGAUUGACCGCUACCAGGCACAGGACGUCAUGUCCGAGGUGCUGGAGGACUUCAUUGAGCUCUGCGGCGACGGCAAGGUGUCGGACGACUUCUGCCUCAAGGGAGGGCUGGCGCGCAUCGGAGGCACACCGGUGGUGGUGAUGGGCACUGUCAAGGGGCACACGCCCGGAGACAUGCAGGCCGCCAACUACGGCAUGCCAAGCCCCGCGGGGUACCGAACGGCCCUGCGCCUGUUCCAGCUGGCCGAGCGUUUCGGCCUGCCGGUGGUGACCCUUGUGGACACCUGCGGCGCCUGGCCUUCUUUCGAGGCCGAGCGGGAUGGGCAGAGCGAGGCCAUCGCGACCAACCUCACGGCCAUGGCGGGGCUCAAGGUCCCGAUCGUGACGCUCAUCAUGGGGGAGGGCGGCUCCGGCGGGGCCCUCGGCGUGGGGAUGGGCAACCGCGUGGGCAUGCUCUCCCGCGCGUACUUCGGCGUGAUUUCGCCGGAGGGCGCCGCGUCCAUCCUGGGACGUUACAAGGACGAUGCCCACAAGGCGGAGCAGUUCCCCAAGGACUGCCAGGAGCUCGCCACCGCUCAGCAGAUCUACGCAAAUCAGCUGAAGGAGAUCGGGGUAGUAGAUGAGGUCAUCUGGGAGCCUGCCCAGGGCGAAACACACGAACACUUCCCCAUUAUGGCCGGCUUCGAUUCCCUGGCACCCGAAGAGAGGAGCUCCGCGGUUUCAGCCGCGGCGGCGGCGUCCAAGCCGAGGUCGAGGCCGGCCAGGCCGUCCACCAAGCCCUCCAAGCUUGCCACCUUCCUGGCCGAGCAGGCCAUCCACGGGGAGCGCUCCGCCCACAAGGGACGCGCGCCCCAGGGGAUGACGACCACCCCUCCCGCCAUCCCGGACGUCAAGCCGACCGAGGCGGCGGGGGAGACGGCCAAGUCGGUGCUGGACGCCAAGGGGCCGGAGGCCAUGGCGGCGUGGGUGCGACAGAAGAGGGGCGUCAUGGUCACCGACACCACCAUGCGCGACGCACAUCAGUCGCUGCUGGCGACUCGUGUGCGCACCGUGGAUCUGGUGGAGGGGGCCAAGCUGGCCUCUCAGCUGCUCGGAAACGCCUUCUCGCUCGAGAUGUGGGGCGGUGCGACGUUCGACGUGACGUAUCGGUUCCUCAACGAGGACCCCUGGGAGCGUCUCAGGCAGAUCCGUGCCGCGGCGCCGAACAUCUGUCUUCAGUUCGUCCGCCUCGCGGCGAAGAACGGGAUCGACGUGUUCCGGGUGUUCGACUGCUUCAACGACGUCGAGCAGAUGCGCGUGUGCAUCGAGGCCGUCCGCAAGGCCGGGAAGGUUGCCGAGGUGUGCGUGUGCUACACGUCAGACUUGCAGACGUCGUCCAUAUUUACGGUGGACUACUACAAGGGGGUGGCCAAGAGCGCCGCUGAGGCCGGGGCGCACAUGAUCGGCAUCAAGGACAUGGCCGGCCUAUUAAAGCCGCGGUCCGCGCCGCUGCUGGUGGAGGCGAUCCGCUCCGUCACCGACCUGCCCAUCCACUUCCACACCCAUGCCACCAGCUCCUGCUCGCUGGCCACGGCGCUCGAGAUGGCCCGCGCGGGGUGCGACGUGAUCGACUUCGCGACGGCGUCCAUGGCGGACUGCACCUCACAGCCGAGCCUGAACGGUUUCUUGGCGUCCACCGAGGGGAGCGAGAUGGCUCCGGAGGGCACCGGAUACCUGGGACUCGAGCCGUACGACGUGUACUGGAGCAGGGUGCGGGACAUGUACAGCCCAUUUGAGAACGGCAUGAAGAGCGGCACCGCCAGGGUGUUCGACCACCAGAUCCCAGGCGGGCAGUACUCGAACCUGAUGGUCCAGUGCAAGAGCAUGGGCAUCUGGGACAAGUGGGAGGGCGUGCUGGACAUGUACCGCGACGUCAACAACCUCUUCGGCGAUAUCGUCAAGGUGACGCCCUCGAGCAAGUGCGUCGGCGACCUGGCGCUGUACCUGGUGACGAGGGGCCUCAAGGCGUCGGACGUGACCGAUCCCGCCAAGAAGGGGCAGGUGGAUUUCCCAGACUCGGUCGUCGGGCUGCUGGAGGGGCGCCUCGGCUUCCCGCACAAGGGUUUCCCGGAUGAGGUAUCCAAGGCCGUCCUCGGUGACAAAAAGCCCCUCACCACCAGGCCCAGCGCCGCCCUCCCUCCCGCCGACUUCGCCGCCGUGAAGGCGAAGCUUCGGGAGGGCAAGUGCGGCCAGGUGCUCGGCGAGGUGACGGACGAGCUCGUUGUGUCUUCCCUCCUGUACCCCAAGGUUUUCGACGACUACGUAAACGAGAUGGACAAGAGCUCCACCCUCCUCACGAGCCUGCCGACGCCCGUCUUUUGGUACGGGCUCGUCGUCGGGCAAGAGUUCUCCAUCUGCCCGGCGAACCCGGCCGACCUGCUCAAGGACGGAGACGACGGCGACGGAGCGACAGAGGUAAAGAUCAGGCUGGAGCGCGUCGGCCCGGCGAAGAAGGGGGGCAUGCGGACGGUAUCGUUUACCGUGGGGGGUGCGGUGCAGAACGUCGAGAUCAAGGACUCCGUGUCGGGGAACGACUUCGACGGGCCCAUGGCGGGCGCCGGGAACGCCCUUGAGGUGGGGUCCCCCAUGCCGGGAGUCGUCGAGAAGGUUCUCGUGGAGGUCGGGUCGUCCGUCUCGGAGGGCGAGGUGGUGGCCGUGGUUAGCGCCAUGAAGAUGGAGGUGCAGGUCAAGGCGACCACCGCGGGCACCGUGGCAUCGCUGGCGGUCGAGGAGGGGGGCAAGGUGAUCGAGGGGGCGCUCAUUGCCACCCUCAAGGAGUAAAGAGCGGCGCGUUGUACCAAGCUGUUUUUGAACAGAGUCGUCGCACUCUUGACUAGCAGUAUUAAGUCAAGCUAUUUUCGUGAAUCGAGGAGUUGGGGGGGGGGCAGGAUCGUCUUGGUUUUGUUGUGACGUGUAGUCUACGCUGACGUGUCCUCUGGGGUUGCUAUCGGUCUCAUGUUGCGGAGACGGAGUGUUAUGUUUGUUGUCCUCGCUAUCGUCACAAGAUCUUGCGGUUCCGUGAGUGGGGAGCGCGGUGAGGGGAUCAUAAUGAACGUGAUCGUAUGCGUUGGUCCCCUGUUACGUGCCCGGCAUGCGGAAGGAUAACAGUGAUAAUCUGUUGUCAAAAGCGUUUGAUUUUGAUGUGUUUUUUUCGUGCCUUUUUUGUUUAUGAUGGAGUGUUUUUGGUGUGGUGCCUUACUUGUUGUCGUUGUAGCCAUAUCCGUAUUGUUUGUUUUGUACAUACGGUUGUUCGUCGGGGGACGAUCGGGCAGAAUACGUGGGUAAGCGGUAAUUCAACCCCGUCACAGGGCUCCCACGUAGGAAAGGCCCCGAAGUUUGGUCAAACAUUAAUCUCAGAUCCCUUCACACCCCGGUGUUGGCCCGAUUGUUAUGCGUUGGUUGAUGUACACGUGCCGCCCCGUAUGUUGUCUAGCCGGCUCGCCGAGCGUAUCUCUACUCUGCGUGGAUGUGUAGUCGAUCGGAACGAAAAUUCUGUCUUUCUUCGAAGCAUGGAAGAGAAAGUGGUUGUUGACGUCUGGUUUCUUAGGCCUCCUCAACAAACGAGAAGGAAUUUUCUAAGAAUUUUUUACCAUUC